CUAGGAUUGGCAGAUAUACCAGAUAAAAGCAUGGAACGGCUAGCUGAACUUGAAAAAUAGGCUAAAAAGUAUUCGUUUAUCUGAAAUACUAGUUUAACUGGACGUCCUGUAUUUUAUCUAUCAACUCCUGCUUUCUCCUUAAAAUUUUUGUUACCUUCCUGCAAAAAUAUUUUAAAUGGAAGGCAAAAAAGUUAAGUUGCCUGGGCCUAACAGCAGAUAAACGCUCACGGCACUCGGCCUUCCCCAAACUUGGCCUUUAAAUUGAAAAAAAAGAACCUACGAGUCCCGGGAGUCUGCGCAUAAAAGCGAGGCGCGCAGCUGCUUUCCCGCCGGUUUUUUGGGAGCGCAGGAGCCGCGCGCCGCGGGGUGGAGCGCGAACGGCUGUGUCCUUGCGGGAUCGGAAAGGAGGCACCGGAAACUUUAAACCCCAGCCCGAGCACAACAUGCUCACUUAGACGGCGAUGUGUGGAGGCUGUCCCCGGAAGGCCGCUGGCGAGCGGCUGGCCGGGGACUUCCAGGCUGUGCCCCGGUUUCUCCUCGCGGAACCACAGCCGGUGUCCACCUCUGUGAGAAGAGCUCUGGACGUUUCCCCGCGCGGAGCCGGCCCGGCGGUGGUGCUGAUAGUGCGGCGCUGGCGGGGGCCCGGCGCCCGCCACGGGCUCGGAGCGGGGAGGGGCGCGGGAGGCGCAUCCCGGAGACGUGGCGGGAGCGCGGCGGGCCGGCCCGGGGCUCCUGGCGGUCGACGGAGGAAGCGCGGGAGGCGCUGCUCGCAGCCUCUCGGCCGUCUGGAAGCAGUUGGCGUCUGGCUGCGCUUCUGCCGCCCGUUUCUUGCUCGGGCAGCCCGGGGGACGCCUUCCCCUCCAGGCAGUGGCGGCCUCCGCACCUUUUCUCCUUCCAGAGCGGGCGGCCCGGGGAGAACGCCCGGGCCGGGUGCCAUCUCUGGACCCCGGAGCCCUCGGGGCGCGGCGGGGAGGGGCCGGGCGCCGGUACGACGUCUGCGGCGAAGUAAGGACGGAGGAGCGCCGUGUGGCCGGCGCCUCCCGACACCAGGGCCCUGGCUGAGAUGGAGGUCGGGUUGCAGUGAGCACUCCGGUCGCGCGCUAGCAUUGCAGGCAGAAGAGCACACCCGUUAAUGAUAAAGUUUGUGCCUUUUACCUUUUACAAUAUAUUCCCACAGUAAAUUUAAGAAUGUUAAAAAAUGUAAACCUACAAUUAAAAGUUUAUAUUUAAA
This is a messenger RNA of Manis pentadactyla (Chinese pangolin), 1231 nucleotides long. RefSeq names its product collagen alpha-2(I) chain-like. The record is from RefSeq and is a predicted model, not a curated record. Bases 462 to 1133 code for a protein of 223 amino acids. NCBI's taxonomy places the organism in Eukaryota, Metazoa, Chordata, Mammalia, Pholidota, Manidae. The transcript has 3 exons.